Molecule: messenger RNA, 4454 nt
Organism: Pezoporus flaviventris
Lineage: Eukaryota; Metazoa; Chordata; Aves; Psittaciformes; Psittacidae
Gene: ZBTB43
Product: zinc finger and BTB domain containing 43
Exons: 2
Coding region: 157-1551 (464 amino acids)
Biological process (GO): regulation of transcription by RNA polymerase II
Molecular function (GO): DNA-binding transcription factor activity, RNA polymerase II-specific; RNA polymerase II cis-regulatory region sequence-specific DNA binding; protein binding
Source: RefSeq, a predicted model, not a curated record
CGCGGAAGCGCCGCACAGGAAGCGGAGGGGGGGUACUUCCGGCGGCGGCCGGGCUGUGCGCGGAGGCAGUGCUGCCGCUCGGCGCGCUGGGCCGGGUCGAUCCCCGCUAUGCGACAGACCCCGGGGCCCGCAGCACAGCACUAAAUUUGUAAUGAAAUGGAGUCUGGGUCAAGCUCUUUUCGAGUGGAAUUUCCAGAUUUUUCUAGCACCAUUUUGCAGAAGUUAAACCAGCAGCGCCAGCAAGGACAACUAUGUGAUGUGUCCAUUGUAGUUCAGGGCCAUCUCUUCAGAGCCCAUAAAGCUGUUCUUGCAGCCAGUUCACCUUACUUCUGUGAUCAGGUUCUCCUGAAAAACAGCAGAAGAAUAGUCCUGCCUGAUGUGAUGAAUCCCAGGGUAUUUGAAAACAUUCUUCUGUCUACCUAUACUGGUCGUCUGGUAAUGCCUGCUCCUGAAAUUGUUAGUUACUUGACAGCAGCGAGUUUCCUUCAGAUGUGGCAUGUGGUGGAUAAAUGCACUGAAGUGCUAGAGGGGAACCCAACAGUUCUGUGUCAGAAGAUGAAUCAUGGCAGUGAUCAUCAGUCCCCGAGCAGUAGUAGUUACAACGGCCUGGUUGAAACCUUUGAACUUGGCUCUGGAGGACAGCCGGAAUUCCAUAAAGGGCAGGAGCUAAGAGAUGGCGAAAACGAAGAAGAGAGCUCUAAAGAUGAACUGUCGUGUCAGCUGACGGAACACGAGUACCUUCCCAGUAAUUCUUCAACAGAACAUGAUAGACUUAGCACUGGAAUGACAAGUCAGGAUGGUGAAGAAGGAACUAGUGAUAGUGCAGAUUAUCAGUACACCAGGCCUAUGUAUAGCAAACCCAGCAUCAUGUCUCAUAAGCGAUGGAUCCAUGUGAAACCAGAAAGAUUUGAACAAGACUGUGAAGGUGUUGAUAAUCCUUACGAUGAACACCAGGUGUCUGAAUCCAUGAAUGCCAUUCAGGCAGAUCAUUCAAUCCAGUCUUCAGGUGUUGAAGACUUUCAUAUAGGUGACAAAAAGAUGGAAACAGAAUUUGAUGAGCAGGCAGAUGAAAGUAAUUAUGAUGAACAAGUUGACUUCUAUGGCUCUUCUAUGGAAGAAUUUUCUGGUGAAAGGGCAGAUGGAAAUAUAAAUGCUCACAGACAGGAUCUUAUGAUGGCAGCAGGUUAUAGUGAAGGCAUUGAAAUGGCUACAGGAAUUAAAGAAGAAACGUCCCUCACUGGAUUCUCGCAUGCUGAUAAGCUGUAUCCCUGUCAGUGUGGAAAAAGCUUUACACACAAAAGUCAAAGAGAUCGGCACAUGAGUAUGCACCUUGGCCUCCGACCUUAUGGCUGUGGUGUCUGUGGUAAGAAGUUCAAAAUGAAACACCAUCUCGUAGGCCAUAUGAAAAUUCAUACAGGCAUAAAACCGUACGAGUGUAACAUCUGUGGGAAAAGGUUUAUGUGGCGGGACAGUUUCCAUCGGCAUGUGACCUCCUGUACCAAGUCAUACCAAGCUUCUAAAGCUGAGCAGAGUACUACUGAGAUGAACUAAGGCAUCAGUGCUUACGUUUGUUUAUUAAAGUAAGCAAAUUAAUUAUGCAAAUCAUGUCUGGUACUUGCUAUUGUAAAUUCUCAAUCUUCUCCCUGCCCUCCACGUUGUAAUGAUUAUGCUGGUAUAAACAGACCAAACUCUUAUUUUACUUUCCACAGUAUUACUCCAGGUGUUCAAAGUGCAAACAGUUAAUCUGAAAGGUGCUUGUAAAGUGAGGUCUGUAAGGUCUCUGUGACGUUUAUUGUAAUUGCAGCAGUAUUUAGAAGCCCUGUUGAUUUUCCCAAGUCUUCUAAAUUCAAAGCUCAGAAUUGACCCAAAUCCUGCAAAUGCUUAGAUGAAGCAAGAAUUAAAGUAGCCCUACUUAAUGAGGAAGAGAACUAGGAUGACAAAACCAGGGUGCAUAUCACAGAACCACAGAAUGGUUUGGGUUGGAAGGGACCUUAAAGCUUAUCCAGCUCCAACCCCUGCCACGGGCAGGGACACCUUCCAGUAGAGCAGGUUGCUCCAAGCCCAUGUCCAACCUGGGCUUGAGCAAUGCCAGGGAUGGGGCAGCCACAGCUUCUCUGGGCACCCUGUGCCAGCGCCUCAGCACCCUCAUGAUGAUAGGAUUCACAUUUUAAUGACAAAAAGUUAGAAUUCCACCUCAAACUGGAGACUGCCAACAUACUUAAUGUGCAUCAUUAGAUAGUUUACAUUGUUAAAUAGCCUUUGCUGUAUUGCUUAAUGAAAGGCUGUGUUAAAUAUGGUUUGGCUUUCCUUUAUCUGUCUUCCAUUUUAUUAUCCAUCUUCAGUAAAACAAAUGUCUAAUUUUGUGCUGAUUUCUAUUUGGUGUCUGUAAUGCAUUUAAAUAUAGUUGAGCACUAUAUAAACAUCAGUCUGCAUUAAGCAUAAUUUGUAUCUACUCCUCUAGGGCCUAAUGCCAUAUGACUCUUGGCUUGACUUGAUUUUGAUUGCUACACCGUGAGAGCUUCUAGAAGGGUGUGUAAUAAAUGUUCUGUCAGGAAAAAAAAAAGUAAUUUUUGGAACUUAUCCAAAAUAAUCAAACAUUCAAACUGUAGUUUUCUGGUCAGAUUUUUGUGGUUUACUACAGUAGCAAGUACCAAACUCUGUGGAUUCCCAAAUUGACUUUUUAUUGGUACAAAAACUUCUUUGAGAACUUCUAUCUAGUUUUAGAAACCUGCUUUAGGAAAAUUAUUUAGUCAUUGAUAGGUAUUUAUACUUUUAAUUCUUUUACUCUUUGAACAGGAAGAACUAUAACACAGCUUCUUGGUACUGAACUACUGUGACUGUACAUGUGAUCACAAGCAGCCCGGGUUGAUUACCUCUGAAGGUGAAGUUGCUUGUGGGAAAAAAAAAAGUAGGAAUUACGGUGUUUGGAUCUAUUAAUGGUACUGAGAACAUGGUACCGUGCUCAUGUCUGAAGUCUGGGGGUUUGCUGGGGAAGUGGUGCUCCUGCUUUGUUAGGAUGAGGAUCUAUGUGCUGGGCUCUCAUUCCUGGCGAUAGAUGGAGGAGCAUUUGUAGUUCCGAGAGAUGCUGCCAGCUCUGCAGGUAGAGUGAAUGCAUCAAUUUUAAAGGUGGCAACAGGAUUUUGGGGUUGAAAGCUUAAUGCAGUCCUGUGCAAAAGCAAUUAACCCUUUUUGUAGUUUACUGAAACAUAAAAAGGAAAGAGCCUUCAGAGCAUACACAGACUAUGACACAAAGAGUUGAUGUCCAGGUACAGUGCUGGUAACAUGAGGAGGGGGAAGUUACCCAGCACCAAAGGCCUAAGCCUGUCUGGCCCAAAUUUAUAUGUUAGAUACUGUGAUAUGCAGGAUAACAUACUUAACAGAUACAUACAUAACAGAUGACCCUGUAUGGUGAAGCAAAACCACACAAAGAUAGUUACUAUUUAGAUGCUUUUUUAAACUCCCAGUUACAAAUUGUCUUAAGAUGCAACCAGACUGUAUGUUGAAUGUGAACGUCUGGUACAAGCUGGGGUUUUACUACUCAGUGGGCUGUAAUGACUGUAGCUUCUUUUCUGACAUUCUACUUACAAACUUUAAUUUUCUUGAGAGGCUCUUAAUCUUCUAAUGCUUCAGAUAUUUUUCAUAUGGAAUUUUGUUAAAACGGAUAUUCCCAAAUAGGAUGAACCCGUUGCUGGCAAUGGGCAUAAAUGGUCAGCACCACAGAGUUCCUGUUCUUAGCACUUAAUUGAACUCUACAGUAUACCAUGGUGGCCAUAUAUAACCCUUGUAAUCAAGGUAACUAAACAGGGAUUUGCUCACUAACACUGUAACCUGCUUAAUGUAUAGAAGCACUUUGUAUUUAAAAGGAAAAGAAAAAAAAAAGAGGAAAAAACAUAAAACUUUAUAAGUAUGUUUUUUAAACUUAGAAAUAUAUUCCCUUUAUGGUUUGUUUCCACACUGCUAAUACUGUCUUUUUUAAUAUUGAAAAAAAAAAAUUAUAAUGCUUGCCUGUUUACAUGAGUGUAGAAGAAAGAGGGUUCUUGCACUCAGUGGCCCUAUUUUUCCAUUCUGCAAGGCCUUACUACAUACAGGGUGUCAUUUCUGCAGGUACCAUCAUCACACUCGAGGGAAGGUAUUCUCAUACUCAUUUCAGGAGUAAUCUUGUGUAUUACAUUAGUUCUCAACCCCUUUCAAAUUGUCACUUCAGUGUUGCAUACAAAGGUUAAGGGUGCCUCUUCCCAUUUAACCAUCAAAAAGGCUGGUCAGAGGCACCAGGCUGAAAAACACGGUCAAGCAAAACACCUCUUUCUGUUAAACCCAGACUAUCCUACAGAGCUGCCAGCAAAACUGUUUCUUUUACCAGCUUGGAAUGACUUUUAUAUGGGACAUUUCAAAGUUAAGCGUUGCUCCUAUUUGCAGUUAGACUACUUUGAAAUAAAGCUUUAAAAUAAAAUGUA